This is a messenger RNA of Penicillium argentinense, 1026 nucleotides long. RefSeq names its product metallophosphatase domain-containing protein. Gene Ontology annotation, molecular function: hydrolase activity. Bases 1 to 1026 code for a protein of 341 amino acids. NCBI's taxonomy places the organism in Eukaryota, Fungi, Ascomycota, Eurotiomycetes, Eurotiales, Aspergillaceae. The transcript has a single exon. The record is from RefSeq and is a predicted model, not a curated record.
AUGGACUCAAACGCAUUCGCAUAUUCAUGGCUCAAAGCCAUCACCUACAAUGGCCAUGCCUUGUUAAGGCACCUGAGCUGGAAACUUACCUCGCUGGGGGGCACCAAAGGACGCCAAAUCCGCGUUAUUUGCCUCGCUGAUACCCAUUCGCAGCGGUGUGACAUUCCAUAUGGUGAACUGCUGAUACAUGCAGGUGAUCUGAGCCUGAACGGAAGUGCAACGGAAAUUCAAGAAACCAUCGAUUGGCUCAAGUCACUGCCCCAUAAACAUAAAGUGGUGGUGGCCGGAAAUAGCGAUCGUUUCUUCGAUGCUCGCUCUCGAUUACCAGAGGAUAUGUCGACGAUUGGCCUCUCUUCCGGCAGGGAAGAAUCAAAGAACCUACGAAGUCAACUCGAAAUGCCAUUCGAUUGGGGCGAGAUACAUUAUCUCCAGGGAACUUCUGUGACUUUGGAUUGUUCCCGCGUCUCAUCUACUGUCCCGAAAUAUGUUAAUAUCUAUGGCGCACCAUUUGUCCCUGAGUGUGGCCCUGAUACGGAGAAUGCCUUCCAAUAUCCAGUGAGCCAUAAUCCGUGGGCUGGCAAGAUUCCUGAGUCCACUGAUAUUCUAGUCACACAUACGCCCCCCAAGUUUCACCGGGACUGGUAUUGCGGGUCUCCAGAAGGAUGUCCCUGGUUACUUCAAGAGUUGUGGAAAGUUCGACCACUGCUGCAUGUGUUUGGACAUGUGCAUACUUCAUAUGGUACUGAGCGUGUUGUUUGGAAUGAUGCCCAGUCGAGAUGGGAGGAAUUCUGCUCAGGCGUUCAAGAACUACUGAGUCAAAAUGAGCACCCUAUUACGCUUGCAGGAAUCCUUCGACCCAAAUUAUGGCUAGAUGCAGCGAUGGUAAUGCUAUGUGGAUUACAGAAUCUACUUACCAUCGUGAUUGCCCCGCGGCGUCCUGGAUGGCAAUCUACUCUUAUGGUAAAUGCUGCAUGCAUGAGCGAUGACGGGCAACUGGGAAAAGCCCCUCACACGAUAAUCUUAUAA